AUGGAUCAACAAAAGAGAUUAUCCCAACUUGAAAAUGAUAGAAAAGUCUUGUUAGAUUUCAUCUAUUCGCAGUUCUCACAUGCAAUUCCUCAGAAUUUCAAUACUGCUCAACAUUCUAAUAUAGAUGUUAAUGAAUUGGUUAGAUCUUUGAAAUUGGUACUUUCACCAAAACAGUUGUCACCUCCUACUUCAUCAACAACAUCAUCAGAUACUACACCUUCUACAAUAAAUAAUAAUAACAAUAAUAAUGCAAGCAAUAGUAAAGGUUCAUCACCUCCUCUAAACUCAAAUAUUGGAACUAUUGGAAUUGUUCCAGCACAUGUACAAGGUGCACAUCAAAAUCUUAUGAGUCCAACUACCAUAAGAAUACAACAACAGCAACAACAACAACAAUAUCAACAACCUUUACCAGCAACACCAACAGCAACACUCAUUCCAUCAUUUACAUCACCACCUGCAGGUGCAGCAAAUCCAUCCUCAUCUGCAUCUGGUUCAAUAAACUUUGCUGAAAUGCAUCAGCAACACAGUCCAAAGAAUCAAUCUUCAUCUCAUCAAAAUCAACCAUUACCACAACAACUUCAACUUCAACAACAACAACAACCACCACCUCAACAAUCACAACAAUCACACUCACCACAACAUCAACAACCAUCACCAAAUAUAGUUGUACCAGAGGAAUAUGGUAAUUUGAACAAAGAACAAUUUCAUUUCUCGAGCUACGAGACUUAUUUAUUGGUCAAUCAUUUCGCACGACCACACGGACAGCCUGGAAACUACGAACAAGAAGAUAGUUUUAGAAUUCAAAUGGAAAUGUCGAGAGUGAAACAUGAAGCAUACUUGCUAAUGCUUUCACCACCAUCUAAUGCCAGUUCACCACCACCUCAUUUCCAUUCGGUGACCUAUCGUCUUUGGCUACUACGAUUCUUUGACAUGAAGAGGUUCGACACAUUCGACUCGAUGAUAAUUUGGUUCCGCCGACAACUCUACACGGUGAUGUCAUCCAUUCAGAAUAUGUUGCGCGAUCCAUUCGAUGAUAAAUCACCACCGUCUUCGAUGCUCGUAGUGUUCCGACAACUCUGUUACUCGCUGGAGAACUACAUCCUCGCAAUCAAUCCGUCAGCCACCACCGACAUUGAGUAUCAACGGUUGCUCGGUGAGAUCGACAGGUUUCUAGCGCCGAUUUGGCUACUGAAAAUGCUGAGUGAUAUCCACACCCAUAAAUCGGAACACAUAGCGAUGGACAUUGAAAUAGCGUGCUCCGUGUAUAUUCAAUCGCGACAGAUGUGGACAAUGCUGUCAUCGUCGUCCGCCAACGGCAAUGCAAGCAAUGCCGGCAACAAACCAUCGGAAUCAAACUUUACAAGUUUCAUUGUUUCCUCAGUUUCCUGUCAUUACAGUCGUAUCUCUAAGCCAUUCCGUCCGCUGACACUCGAUAACUUUUCAGAGUUUAUCGAAGCGCUGAUGCCAGAGAUUACAUUGGAUUUGAAAGUAUACUCCAAAGGAUUCAUUAGAUAUCACUCAUCGGCAUUGGCAAUUGCACUUCAAGAGUUCUGCAAUCUCUACACACAAGAUCUAGGUGUAGUUUUCGACGAUGUCUAUUUCCUCUCACCAAUGGUACUACAAUCGGUUCAAACAGCCUCUAAAUUCCAGAUAUUCCUACAGGAUCUACAUCUCUUGCCACCCGAGAAACUUCCAGCCGUUACAAAACAUGUUAGUAGCGUUGUUUCUGCAUGGUGUCAAAAUCAAGAGAAAUUCUUUAACAAAUGGUUUGAAAAUCUAUUCCAAGUCGAUAAAUUUCAACCAUUAGAUAAAACAAUCAAACAUUCAUCAUCGGUUGUAGAUUUAUUCCAAAUGUUUUAUCAAGCAAUUAAUACACUGAGUAAAAUGAAAGGAUCGCUAUCUACUAGUUUUCCAGGUUUCAUUGUUACACUUUCGAAUAUGUUUAACAAGUUCCUCAUUAUGUAUAAUCAAACGAUUGCCGAAUUCACUCUGUGUGCACAACGUCAGAGUCUGAUGCCGCUAUCGCUGAACGAGAAGAUCAAGAAGGGUAUCAGAAAGAGUUUGAGUCAGAGUAUUAAUUCUAUUCAUGUAAAUGCACCAGGUAGCGCCAGUAAGGAACCACCUCCUCCAACGAUGAUUGAACGCGCUCAAAAACAAACGAUACAAACACUCUGUGUAUGUCUCAACAACUUGGAUUUCAUACAGUCCAACGUUGUCGAGUAUAUCGAACAUCAUAGCUACAACAUCGCAGACCUGAAGAAACAACUUUCCGAUCUAUUCAUCCCUGUACAAUCAUCGAUUAGAUCGACAUCGAUAGCACUCAUCGAUUACAUCGGUGCCAAAGUUGUCUUUGCCGAUUGUCGUGUCGCUACGGUUGACAAUUUGUAUCAGGCGCCACUCACCCGGCAGCCGAGAGUAGAGGAACCACUCGAACAACUCAAUCCACACUUGAAAUCAAUCUAUUCGAGUACUUCAACGAUUGAACGUGCCACCGAUAUACUUACAUCGGUUGCCAAGGCAUUCCUUCAGUCGCUAGAGUAUUCGAUGCUCUACGGUGGACCAACGCGAAUUUUCAACACUGGCGAAACUCAGUGGAUCGAAGCUGACCUAGAGUCGAUCAAAGAUUACUUUUUGGAUCGUGACGAACAAGGAAACUCCAAUGGUGUACCGGAGCGCACCUACGAUCAAAUAGCGGGUGGUAUCACAAAGGUUUGUCAUCUACUGAUGGAUCAACCCAGUGAGAUACUGGUCGAGCAUGAUAGUUCAAAAGAAGUUAAAUUGGGAGCUGAAAAUGCUUCUCAAAUAAUUAGAAGCGGUGCAUUAGAAGCAUCUACAAUUUUAGCACAAGGCCAUGUUGAAGCAUCAAAGAGUAUUGCAUUCUCUAUUUCGGAACUUACAUCAAGUCUUCGAUACCUUGGAGACACUGGAAAGGAAGCUAUAGAUCGAUGCACUGACCCUAUCAAUAACCUUGUACAAACUGCAAGAAAAAGUUCGAUUGAACUCAAUACAAGUUGCAGUCAAUUCAAUCGAAUCAUCUCUGAUACUCCCAGAAAGUUUGCUGUUUGGUCAAUCCUUCCUAUUUUUGUGGUGUACAUCUUAUUUGCAUCCAAGGUGGAUCAAGAUUUAGUAAUAGCAUUACUUUUGGAAAAUUGGCAAAUAUUUUUAGCUACUUCGAUCUUGGAAGCUCAACAUUUAGUUAUUAGGAAUAAUCAACGACAACAUGUGUGGGCUAUGAAUGGAGAUUUACCAUCUGGUCCUCCUAAUUGGUUAAAAAUGAAUAAUAAUUUAAUGUAUUGGGUACCUGUUGCCUUGGGUACUGCAACAUUAGUAUGGGCAUACAAGAAUAACUACUUACCAGGUCAAAAGAAAUCAUCGGACGAUCAAAACAAGCAGAGUGACUCUGUCAUUAGAAUUGCUAAAUUGAUUAUCUAUCCAAGUAUUGAAUUAAAGAGAGUAAAUAUCGAUAAGCUGGGAUUCGAAAACGAUAGAAGAUGGAUGAUCUGUGUCGAUGGAAGAUUCAUUACACAGAGAACACACCCAAAGCUAGCUCUCAUCGCACCGGCUAUCGAUGGUGACGUCUUGGUAGUGCGUGCACCCAACAUGCCAGAGUUGCGUGUACCAAUGACCAGUGAUAGCGCCACCUCUGAAGUGGUCGUCUGGAAAGACACUGUAAAGGCUCACGACAGCGGUGACGAAGCAGCGGAAUGGCUAUCAAAGUUCUUGGAGUUGCAAAACGUGCGAUUGGUACAGGUCAGCUCGGAACACCGCCGUCACAUCAAAGAGAAGUACGCGCAGGUGGCAUUCCAACAUCAACCGACACCGGAGGAGGUCGAGCGCUAUCAAUAUGCAUUCUGCGAUGCCAGUCAGGUGAUGAUUCUCAGUCAGGCAUCGAUUGACGAUAUCAACGCGCGUAUCGAUGAGACCAGACGCGCCAAGUCGGAACCAAAGCAGCGUCCAAUGGACGAGAGACGUUACCGUCCCAACGUUCUACUCGUUGGUACCGGUGCUUGGGAAGAAGAUCGUUGGCGUACCAUUCGUAUCGGUGGAAACAUCAUUCGUCAGGUUGACCGUACCGGUAGAUGUAAAUUCACAACGAUCGAUCCAGACAGCGCAGUGAUCGAUCCCUACGGAGAUAACGAACCACUCAGAACACUCAAUCAAUAUCGUGUUGGAAAAGAUAAAGAUAAGAAUGUCUACGUUGGAAUAUUAACUGUUUUGGAUGAACAUACCGGUGAAUUAUGUGUUGGUGACAGAGUUGAUGUUAUUGAUAAAUUCUAA
Messenger RNA from Heterostelium album PN500, 4278 nucleotides. RefSeq names its product MOSC domain-containing protein. Bases 1 to 4278 code for a protein of 1425 amino acids. The record is from RefSeq and is a predicted model, not a curated record. Lineage: Eukaryota; Evosea; Eumycetozoa; Acytosteliales; Acytosteliaceae. Gene Ontology annotation, molecular function: molybdenum ion binding; catalytic activity; pyridoxal phosphate binding. The transcript is spliced from 8 exons.